AUGAUCAUGAGCUCCUAUUUGAUGGACUCGAGCUACAUCGAUCCCAAGUUCCCGCCGUGCGAGGAGUACUCGCAGGGCAGUUACAUCCCCGAGCCCGCCGCCGCCGCCGCCGCCGAGUUCUACGCGCACCGAGAACCGGGCGCGUUCGCUCCGCACCACGCGGAGCUCUUCGGGCCGGGCCGCGGAGCCUUCGGCGGCUGCGGAGGAGGAGGAGGAGGAGGAGGAGGAGGAGGAGGAGGAGGAGGAGGAGGGGGGGGGAGGCAGCACCUGGCGGAGAAGCCGCGGCUCUGCGAGCCCCCGGGCGGGCCCUGCGCGGAGCCCCAGGGCGGCGGAGGAGGAGCGGGGAAGGCGCCCGUGGUUUAUCCGUGGAUGAAGAAGAUUCACGUGAGCAGCGUGAACCCCAAUUUCUCGGGCUCGGAGCCCAAGCGCUCCCGCACGGCCUACACGCGCCAGCAGGUUCUGGAAUUAGAGAAGGAAUUCCACUACAACCGGUACCUGACGCGGCGGCGCCGCAUCGAGAUCGCGCAUGCGCUGAGCCUGAGCGAGCGCCAGAUCAAGAUCUGGUUCCAGAACCGGCGCAUGAAGUGGAAGAAGGAUCAUCGGCUGCCCAACACCAAAACCCGCGCGGCGGCACCGGCGCCGCCCGAGCCGCCCCCGAACCCCAACGGGAACCCGGGCCCGGGCCCGGAGCCGCCCGCCGACAUCACCCGCUUGUAA
Molecule: messenger RNA, 717 nt
Organism: Zonotrichia leucophrys gambelii
Lineage: Eukaryota; Metazoa; Chordata; Aves; Passeriformes; Passerellidae
Gene: HOXC4
Product: homeobox C4
Exons: 2
Coding region: 1-717 (238 amino acids)
Biological process (GO): anterior/posterior pattern specification; positive regulation of transcription by RNA polymerase II; embryonic skeletal system morphogenesis
Cellular component (GO): nucleoplasm; nucleus
Molecular function (GO): RNA polymerase II cis-regulatory region sequence-specific DNA binding; DNA-binding transcription factor activity, RNA polymerase II-specific
Source: RefSeq, a predicted model, not a curated record